Rana temporaria (common frog) is the source of this 4270-nucleotide messenger RNA. It is a transcript of the gene TOGARAM1, whose product is annotated as TOG array regulator of axonemal microtubules 1. Lineage: Eukaryota; Metazoa; Chordata; Amphibia; Anura; Ranidae. Bases 498 to 3974 code for a protein of 1158 amino acids. Gene Ontology annotation, molecular function: microtubule binding. Gene Ontology annotation, biological process: microtubule cytoskeleton organization. The record is from RefSeq and is a predicted model, not a curated record. Gene Ontology annotation, cellular component: cilium; cytoplasmic microtubule. The transcript has 18 exons.
GAGGUCAGCUGAUCACCGACGAUCAGUUCCCCGGCAUCAUUCUCCAGCAGCAGCAGCAGCCGCCAAUGUGGGGGGGAGAGCGGGCAGAGGGCACAUCGGCCGAUCCGUGGGUGGUCUGUGUGCCUGUGAUGACAUCGGGGGCUGUGAUCUGAUCGUGCACAGAAGGUUUCUCAUCUCUCAGACUUUGUGAAGAAGAAACAUCAACUAUAAUUCUUGGAAAUGAGUUAUUAAUUAGAUGAAUCGGUGUUCUACCAGACAAUGACUACCUAAAGCAAGCCUAUGGGAAAAUGAGAAGAGAUUAUUGCAUAGUUUCAUGUGCAAUAUGAUUUUAUUUGUAGCUGGUUUUAUUCUUGAAGUACAUAUUUACAGCUGGAUGAAAUUACGAGGUAGCCCUUUAAGGCCACCUCAACACCUGGCUUUGUCACCAUGUAGCCUAUGAAGUUUUCUGAUUGGCAAAAAUUAAGUCUAUUAUAUCGGGACAUAUCUGCGGUGAAGGUAUGGAGGUCCAUGUUACACGUGUGGCACCCUUUGCCAGUAAUGGAGACAUUGCGCCUUUACAAACUGGUUCUGCAAGGAGGAGGUCAUAUACACAAGACAGCUCCUACAGCGAUUUCUCAAGCGAGUCCUCUACAAGGCGGACCAGUUCUCAAGUUAGGCCAUAUUCCCAUAGUCACAAAAAUUUGUCGGGUACAACAGGGCACAAUCAAGAUAAUCCAUACGUUCCUCUGAGUGACCGCAAUCUUAGGUGGGGUGUCAUUCCCCAAGAGCUGCAGUCGAGACUUCUCGACUUGAAAGACUAUAAGUCUAGGACCCAUGCUAUCGAGGAACUCAAAUAUCUCAUCCAAGACCGUGAUUUUAGUUCCGUUUCCCAUUCAGAUGUGGUUGGAUUUAUUAGCUUCUUGUGCACACUGCUCGAUGAUAGCAACUUUACCGUCGUCUUAGUCACAUUGGAUGUUUUGAACUGCUUUGUUGUAAAUCUUGGCCAAGGAGUCAAACAAUUUCUCAAACCAGUCAUAGCUUCAACAGUCAAACUCCUUGGGGAUGGCAAGAUCACGGUUAAACAGGAGUACAUGAAAAUCUACAUGAGACUAAUGAAAGUGGUUGGACCAUACCAAGUAUUAACUGUCUUGCUUGAAAAUCUGAAGCAUAAGAACUCUAGGGUAAGGGAAGAAGUAGUAAAUAUUUGCAUUGUUUCCCUAUUGACGUAUCCCAGUAAAGACUUCAACUUGCCAUUUUUAGCUUGCGAAAUUGCGCCGUGUUUAAUAGAUAGUAAGAGGCGAGUCCGCCAUGCUGCUUUGGAGGCCUUUGCUGUAUUGGCGGCCUCUAUGGGUCCAGGAAAAAGUAGUCUGCUCAAAGCCGUCGAUGAAGUUGAGCUACAGGAAAACGGUGAAGGACUAAUGAAUGCUGUGCAGGCCAGGCUGGCACGAAAAACUCUACCCAGGAUUUCCCCACAAGGUUUGGUAGAGUACGCUCUUCCGUUCCCGUCAUCGGCUCACAUCCGAGGGACUCAUCAUUUGCCGGGAGCUGACACAGACUGGCUUUUGACAGGAAACAGAGUACAGAGUGGGCAUUAUCAAACAAGUGAUCACAACGGUAGAGGGGUUGUCCCUCUCAUUGAACCCUUAAGUCGAAGAAUGUUAAGUGCUGGCAAAGGAAAAAAUAAGUUCCCUUGGGAAAAUCAGGGCCCUGGAGUGGCAGAUGUGUUUCCAGGAACUCACAACAUCGAUCAGCUGUCUUCCAUGUUCGAUGUUCACCACACGCCGAUUGUGAAAACCCCAACAGCAAAGGUCAGAAAUUCUUCUGCCAAGCAGGCAUCUGCCACAUUCAGCAUGCAAAAGGAGCCGCUGCUUGCAUUCCUUGGCAAUGAUGAUCCUCCGGUUCCACUCAAGGCUUCACUUGUGAGACUUCCUUCAGGACAGAAAGAUCUUAACAGGUCCAAGCCAGUCCCUCCGAUCGCCAAGAGCACCAAGUCAUUGCCAGAAAUUAAUUCCAUCCCAGGCAGCUAUGUUUGGGAUAACCCCAAGUCCAAGGAGAAGAGCAGCGAAGAAGAGACUAUUGUCAUUGACCUCUUGGAAUUGACUACUAGAGACGAGGACGAUCGGGAAGAGAUGAUCAAUUCUCUUCGACAAUUGCGAAACAGCGCGGCCAAGAAGAGAGCGAAGAUGAGUGGAAGUCUUUCUGAUCUCGACAGCCCGGACUCCAUGAAAAUAGAUCUGAAUAUGGAUUCUCCGUCUUCAACAUCGUCACCAAUUAAUGGCUCUUAUAGUGAAAGUGGGGUCUAUAGCCGGGAGUCCCUCACCUCACCACUCUCUCCCACGCCACAGCUGAAGAGAUUAUCUGAAGUUACUUCUGUUCCAAAGCCAAAAUUACGACCAAGAGCUCCCUCUGCUUCUCGUAAGGAUAAUGGGAAAAAGGUGGACAGCCUACAACCAGGAAACCUUGACAGUGAAAAGUCUGUAAGAGUGAUUGGUCAGCGGAUGAAUUACAGGAAUGGGCCUGCAGAUGCUGAAGAAGAGAGUUGUAAAGAGAUUGCUCCCAUUCUUACAAGACAUCCACCAAAACCACCAAGGCCCAUCAAAGGAAUCACCGGGUCAGUUACAAGCUUUCAGCAGAUUGACAGUGAUAUAGCAAGUCUCUUGUCUGAUGACUCGGUGGCUGUGAUUGGAAAAGGUGUGUUUGAAACUCCUCCCGCUGCCUCUCAAUCACGUAGUCAGGCUUCCUUCUCCACCCCAGGAGAGGACUCGAGUUCAUCAAAGCAUAGCUUCGAACCUCCUACCGGUGUCUAUGGCAGAGCAGUGCAGCAGAACAACCCACCAUUGGAAAAUGAUGUUAAAGUCACAAUUUCCAAAUCGGCCCGAGACAAGAUGAGGCAGAAACGCGAGAAUAGUUUGAAGGAAAUGGCAGAGUCUAAGGAUUCAGAGAAAAAAGAGAGGCUUUCCCAGACGGACCCAAGUCCAGCACGUAGAGAUUCUUGGACACCACAAUCAGACGGUCUGGAAAACCUAGCCAUCAGUCCACCAUCUUUUAAAAGAAGUUCCAGCGUGAAGAAAUCCCCAGUACAACGCAGUCCAUACCGAGACAGAUCUUCUAUCAGUCGUAGCUCUGAUGUCAUAGAUGCUACUGUGCCCAAAGAACUGCCCAGACCAGACCUGACCAUCAUUGAGGUGUUUAAACUUCUGUCUGACGAUGACUGGGAGAAAAAGAUCGAAGGUUUGAAUCUGCUACGAUCUCUGUCCAUCUUCCAUUCGGAUGUCAUUAUUGAAAGGCUCCAUGAGCUCAAGAUUGCAGUUGCACAAGAGGUAAAGAACUUGCGUUCCACUGUUUCUCGGGCAGCCAUCGGGUGUUUAGGAGACCUGUUUACACACCUAAAGAAGAACAUGGACCAUGAACUGGACAACUGUGUCCGCGUACUUCUCCACAAAGCCGGAGAGCCAAACAUCUUCAUCCGAGAAGAUGUGGAUAAGGCCCUUGGCGCGAUGAUACAACAUGUGACGCCGCUGCGUGCUUUAGCCGCGCUCAUAAACGGAGGGCUCAGCCAUUUGAACACUGCAGUGAGGAAGAGCACAGCCCAGCACAUGUCUGACUUGGUGGAGCGAAUGGGGCCUGGACGGGUCCUGUCUGGUAUCAAGGACAUCACUGAUAGAGCGUUGCCCGCUAUAGCCAAGUUUGCUCAGGAUAGCUCUCAGGAAACCAGAUUCUACGGCCGAAAGAUGCUUCACUAUCUGAUGUCACAUCCCGACUUUGACAAAAUGCUGCACAAAUAUGUACCAAGCAAGGACUUGCCAUCUAUAAGGGACGUAAUUAAACAUAUACAGCUCAAGGGUGUAGGCGAGAUCCAGGACGCACCAUCUGCCCGUGGAAGGAGAUCCUAUCAUCGCAGUGUUAGCAGCCUGAGAGCUUCUUCUGUUUCGCAGAAUGCUCACAAUACACUGGAGAGCACAAUGUACAGAGAUCUGAAAUUUGUGACUAACUAACGAACAAAAUAAUUUGCCAUCAUCAAGGGAGAUGGGCAGAUGAUAUCUGUUGCUGACCCUGAACAACGUCAAGCCACAAACACUGACAAAGAGACACUAACAAUUCAAAUAAACACGUUUUUGUAAAGAAUAACCGGUGAAGUAUUAAAAAUGAAUAACUGUAUAGUUUUCUAUUUUACCGUGUGUUAUCGUGAAUCAUUUUUGUGAUACAGAAAUACUAAAUGUCUAAAGGCAGAUGCCUCAAAGCUAGUACAGGUACUGUACUUUUUACUAAUAGAGAUUUGCUUUUACUUUUU